This is a messenger RNA of Beta vulgaris subsp. vulgaris (sugar beet), 2148 nucleotides long. RefSeq lists its product as uncharacterized. The transcript is spliced from 5 exons. Gene Ontology annotation, molecular function: nucleic acid binding; RNA-DNA hybrid ribonuclease activity. The record is from RefSeq and is a predicted model, not a curated record. The coding region runs from base 1 to 2148 and encodes 715 amino acids. NCBI's taxonomy places the organism in Eukaryota, Viridiplantae, Streptophyta, Magnoliopsida, Caryophyllales, Amaranthaceae.
AUGGGCUUCCUGGCUAGGGUUUCAAGGGUUUCGGUUUCCUUUGUGGAAGCCUGGAUUUGGUUCUCAUCUGCUUUCAUUGCGGUCGGUGCGAUUUCUUGGCUGCUCUUAAGUGGUGCUCUAGUGGGUGAUGGUGUGCCUUUGAGUGUCUAUAAAUGUGGCGGGGUUUUGGUGGGUUUGAAGCUACUGUAUUGUGACUUCCUUGCUUUUUCAGAACUCAAACUUCCCUAUUUUGGGGUCAAAGUGAGUGGGAAGUUUCAGUGUCUUGUCUCCAUUGUUAGUUUACUAUGUAAGCUUGCGUUAGCGGCUAAGGUUUCGUGUGUGGAGCUUCCUUUCAUGGGAUCUCGAUUCACUUGGAGAAAGAAAAAAGCUGGCCCGAAUAAUAUUUUAGAACGUAUUGAUAAAGGUGUAGCUAGCACUGUAUGGAUUAGUAAAUUCACUCAAGCUAGGCUGAAACAUCACCCUUUUACUUCUUCGGAUCAUUGUCAGGUGUCUUUAGAUUUAUCGAUUUCUAAGAGCUCGAAAGCCCCUCCAUUUCGCUUUGAGAAAAUGUGGUGUCAACGUAAGGAUUAUGACACGUUGGUUAAAAAGACAUGGUGUACCCGUUUUAACGGUUCACAUAUGUUCAAUCUUGUUAAAAAAUGCAAACUUCUUAAAGAAAACUCUAAGAAAUGGAAUCUUUCUCAGUUUGGUAACAUUUUUAGGCAACUUCGUUUAGUAAAUUCCAAAUUGGCAAACAUUCAGGAGAGGCUCAUUCCUAAUCCUUUAUGCUCUUCUCUUAUUCUGCAACAAGAACGUUUUCUUCAAAAACGUGAAAACUACUAUCUUUUAGUCGUGAAUAUAGUGUCAGUUGAGGAGAUCAAAGCUGCAACUUUUGAUCUUGCUCCUGACAAAUCCCCAGGCCCAGACGGCUUUCCACCGUUCUUUUUUCAGAAAUAUUGGACCCUUGUGGGCAAUUCGGUUGUAAGAGCGGUCAAAGCUUUUUUCCACUCGGGAAAUAUUUUGAAAGAGAUUAAUCACACUUUUCUUGCUCUAAUCCCGAAGAUUGACAACUCUUCUAAUGCAAAUCAUUUUCGUCCAAUUAGUUUGUGCUCUACCAUUUAUAAGAUAAUUUCAAAAGUUAUUUGCAAUCGCCUUAAAUCGGUUAUGGGGAAGAUUAUCCAUCCGCUUCAAGGUGCCUUUGUUCCUGAGCGCCUCAUUCAGGACAAUAUUUUAAUAGCGCAUGAGGUUUUUCAUUCUUUUAGUAAAAAAUCAGGUUCAGAGGGCUGGAUCGCAAUCAAGUUAGAUAUGGAAAAAGCAUAUGAUAGACUAGAAUGGGAUUAUAUUUUAGUCUCUCUUAGAAAGUUGGGUUUCUGUCCUCAAUGGAUUGCGUGGAUUAAAACCUGUAUUUCUACUCCGUCUUUCUCAAUUCUAGUUAAUGGCGUCCCAGGGGAUAGAUUUUUCCCUUCGAGAGGCAUCCGCCAAGGUGACCCUCUAUCCCCGUAUCUUUUUAUUCUUUGUGCUGAGUUACUUGCUAGACAACUCUCUUUUGCAAAUUUGCAAAAAGAUAAAUCUAUUGGAGUCUCUAUAGGUAAAUCCGGAGUGAGAAUCCCAUUUCUUACUUUUGCAGAUGAUACAAUGAUUUUGCCAAGGCAACAGAUCAUAGUUGCUCCACUAUUAAGGCCAUUUUGGAUAAAUAUUGUUCAAUGUCAGCCCGAUUCUCUUGUGUGGGGUCUGACAGCUGAUGGGGAGUAUUCAGUCAAGUCAGGGUCCAUUUUGGCUCAGGAAAGUGAUGGAGAAGUUCUUCUAGCUGGUGCUAAGUCUUUGGGGUCUCACGUUUCUAUUAUCCAAGCUGAGGCUUGGGCUCUUAGUGAAGGUAUUAAGGGAGCCUCUUUCCUUAAUAUCUCUCAGCUCAUUGUAGAAGGCGAUAAUUUAGGAGUCAUCAAUUCUAUGAAAAAUUCUUGGCGUAUUCCGUGGGAGAUUUCUAACAUUGUUAAAGAUGCAGGUAUGGAUGCUCUUCGGUUCCAAAUGUGCGAGUUUCGUCACUGCUUUCGUGAAGCUAACAAGGCUGCUGAUUUCAUGGCUAGGAAGGCGCAUGACUUCCCUUCCCUGUUGUAUUGGUUUCCUCCUUAUUGUAUGGAAUUUCUCCUUACAUCCGAAAGGAUGUUUUAG